CUGCUUUAUCAUAAUAAGUAGUCCUAGUGGAAAAGCAAUUAUUUUUUAAUUUAGAUUCCUAUACAUUUUUUUUGGUUAAUUCCUCUCUAAUGUUCAUUCCCAAAGUCCAAGAAUUGCAGUUUCUUGAUAGUCUAGAUAUACCAGAACUUAGUGCCUUUUUAAACAAAGAUCACCUUUAAAAAAAAAAAAAAUCCCCACAAAACUAAGCCAGGCUAUGAUCUCUUUUUUUUCUUUUCUUUUUUUAAAUGGGGGACUUAGUAUUCAGGUCCAUGAUUUUAAAAUAUGUAAAUACUGAAUAGCAUUGCCAUUUGUAAAAUUUGUUGUAUUGGAUGAAGUUUUACUUUACAUCUUAAUUUACAGUUUUUGAAGAGCCUGAAGAUCCCAGCAGCAGAUCAUUCUUUUCAGAAAUUAUUUCUUCAAUAUCUGAUGUAAAAUUCAGUCACAGUGGUCGAUACAUGAUGACAAGAGACUACCUUUCAGUUAAAGUGUGGGAUCUCAAUAUGGAAAACAGGCCUGUAGAGACAUAUCAGGUUCAUGAAUAUCUUCGAAGCAAGCUUUGUUCUCUGUAUGAAAAUGACUGCAUCUUUGACAAGUUUGAAUGCUGCUGGAAUGGUUCUGACAGUGCUAUCAUGACUGGCUCCUACAACAAUUUCUUUAGGAUGUUUGAUCGUAACACACGACGGGAUAUUACAUUAGAAGCAUCAAGAGAAAGUAGCAAACCUCGUGCCAUCUUAAAGCCACGCAAAGUGUGUACAGGUGGUAAGAGAAAGAAAGAUGAGAUAAGUGUUGACAGUCUGGACUUCAACAAGAAGAUCCUUCAUACAGCAUGGCACCCCACAGAGAACAUCAUUGCUGUAGCUGCCACCAAUAACUUGUAUAUAUUCCAGGACAAAAUUAACUAAAGGUGGCUUAUUUGAGGACAGUCAUCUUCUUGCAUAGUUAAGCUCAGUUGUUUCUGUAAAAGAGAAGGCCUUGUUGUCCUACCAGUAAAGAACAUUGAUGCACUUACUUCCUUUUAUAGAUAAAGGAGAGAAGCUUGCCUGAUUUUGAGUUCAUGGUGUAGUUCUGCCUUCAAUGAGGGGGGGAUGUGAGUUGCAAUUUUCAACAAGAAAAAGCCCACUAGAAGCAGAAUUGAUGGACAGUACUCAAUAAAGGCCAAUAUUCAAAUGUAUUUAUUUAAGUCUGAGCCUUCCUUUCCAGUUUAUAGACCAAAAAUUUAACACCCAAGAAGAAAAUUUGUCAAAAAAAUGUAAUUUCUGUCUCUCGCGCUCUUUCUCUGCUGUAAUAUUUGGGCCUUUCAAAACAUAUAUUGUGCUUUAUGCCUGUAAACAUUCCUCCUCUGGCCUUUCAUCUAGGCUUAGGUGUUUUUAUCUCUGAGCACUAAGGUAGGUCUUGAGUUGGAUUUGUAGGCAAGUUUCCAUGUAUAUUUACUCACCAACUGUAUCUAUAACCACACCUUCGGGUGUAAACCACUUAAUAAAAAUAACAAACUAUAAAAAAGUGUUUUUAAAUCUGAAAGUAUGUAUUCAGUCUUUUUUAUUUUUUUAUCGCAUGUAUUGAAAUUGUGAAAAAAAAAUUCUGAUGGGAAGAUUUGACAAGUUUGUUCCAGAACAUUGAUUUUUGACAGGCAGAUCUGAAGUUUCGUAUAACAUGAAAUAUUUCAAACUCUGAAAUUAGUUUCCACGGAAUUGUCAUUAGGUUGUUUUUCUGUAAAAUUAUAUACUGUAUGCAAAAAAAGUUAGAGAUUGAAAAGUUUGGUAUAAAGUCAUCUAGAGCCAUAAUAGUAAGAGACCAUCUUGCACAGAAGGAAAAAUAACUGAAAAUAUUCAAUAAAAUUGCUGCUUUGAAAACUAAAAAUCCAGUUUAACAGAGUCCUCUCAAAUGUUUGAGACAGACACAUACUUUAUGCACAUUACUUUUUUUUCACCUGUUCAGUACUUUUGGUUUGGAAAAAAAUAUACUUUAUUUUAAAUUAAAAUUUUGGCAUAUAUAUUGAAUUUCACAUUGGAGUUAAAAUAAUUAAUUUAUGCUAAGCAGCAUCACAACAAAAUAAAUUAUAACAUAGUCUAACAAAGACACCAAGAGAUCAGGCUCUGUGGAGGCUACAUACUGAUGUGAAAUGCAUUUGUGGUAAUAUCUGUUCCCAUUGACAGCAGGAGGUUAAAGAAUAGUUCUUGGUACUAUUUUUAAAAAGGGGCCAGAACUCAUCCAUCAGUUUUUCACCCAGACCAGGUGAGGGUGUAGGCACAUUUUAAUAGCAUUACGUUACCUAGAUAUAUAAGGGCUAUGAAAUGUGCCUACAAAAUCAAAGGUGUCUUUCAGAAAUUAGCCCGUUGAGCUUCCCUGAUGAAAUACAGAAGUGUGGUUUACACUCCAUUUUUAAUAAAAUGAAGGUGUAUUAUGAUUACUCAAUCAGAUAAGAUAUGCAAGAGAAAAAUGUCUGUUCCUACCCUCUCAAUUAAUGUCCAUAGUGCCACUCUUGUUCACAAUAAGCUAGUAAAUACAGCUAACUUUUGGGGGUUCUACAAAUAAAGUUUAAAUAAAAAUCUUAUACUGUAUAUUGGUUGUGACACUAUUUGCAAAUCUUGAAUUGUAGAACUAGGUCAUUUAAGCAUUAGAUUUGACCUUGUUCUUAAAAUACGUAAUAGAGCUAAUACAAUGGGAUUGUAUAUACUUGUUCAAUUAUUUUGACCAAAAAGUUUAAUAAAUUUUAAAUGUUUACCU
This is a messenger RNA of Pelodiscus sinensis (Chinese soft-shelled turtle), 2724 nucleotides long. The record is from RefSeq and is a predicted model, not a curated record. Lineage: Eukaryota; Metazoa; Chordata; Testudines; Trionychidae.